Molecule: messenger RNA, 726 nt
Organism: Penicillium waksmanii
Lineage: Eukaryota; Fungi; Ascomycota; Eurotiomycetes; Eurotiales; Aspergillaceae
Exons: 1
Coding region: 1-726 (241 amino acids)
Source: RefSeq, a predicted model, not a curated record
AUGUUUUGCAAAGGCUUAUCAUUAAUAGCAAAAAUUGCCGGUCCUGCCCUCCUAAUAUACAUCUCUCGAAAUUCACCGGCAUCUUCGGGCGUUCAGAUAGCUGCCCAGAUUUUGUACCAGAUUGCUCUGGGUCCUCUCAUGUCUGCUACGCUCUCCUUCAUCAACAUUUUUUCAACAACAGACGACAUAAAGGCAGGGCCUGCGUACUCUCCGCUUGCCCCCUCAAAUGGCUCGAGCAUUUCAUCACUUAUACUACGUCUUGUUCACCCUGUCAUUAUAGUUGGCCUAGUGAUGGGGAUUAUUGGUGGCAUUGACCGCAUGCCCGAUAGCUCAACUGGGGCCAUUAAUCCCGACAAGUAUGACCGUGGUGCAACACUCUCAAAGGUUUCAGCUGCGAUGUUCCUCAUAGCAUUCGCAGCUAUCGUGUUCGGUGUGAUGAGAUUAUGGAAGCACCGAAAGUCAUUGACGACAGUCUCAUAUUAUAUUAUCACUGGGAUGCCGAUCAUCCUACCACUCCUAUUUCUACGAAUUCUGUAUUCUCUUCUGAAUGCAGCAAAUCUUGACACCACAGGUCAUACUGGGCACACCACCAGACUUAAUAUCAUGACGGGCAGCUGGGCGAUAUACUUUAUCAUGGGAUUUAUUCCACAGGCCACGAUCAUUACCAUGUAUGUCGGGGGUGGACUCAUGGCCUAUAUGAAGAUCAGGAGUGGCAGGAGAAUGUGA